Messenger RNA from Henningerozyma blattae CBS 6284, 414 nucleotides. It is a transcript of the gene UGX2, whose product is annotated as Ugx2p. Lineage: Eukaryota; Fungi; Ascomycota; Saccharomycetes; Saccharomycetales; Saccharomycetaceae. The record is from RefSeq and is a predicted model, not a curated record. The coding region runs from base 1 to 414 and encodes 137 amino acids. The transcript has a single exon.
AUGACGAACUUUCUUUCGAAAAACAUGAAAAAUAACGAAUCGGUAUUAGCUUAUGCAAGUACCUGCACAUUUAACGAUAAAUCAAUUGCUUUUACUAUCUCGUCUAUUGAAUCACAGGGGUUUACCUGGAAUCAAGAUAUAUUUGCGACACAAUACCAACAAACUUGUAAUGUUGUUUAUGAUGCUAAUGAAGAUACUCCAGAGAAAUUAAUUGAAUUAAUUGAGUAUUAUAAUUAUGAUAAAGAUGUCAUCAAAAGGUUGAAAUCAAGACCAAGAAGGCGUAGUGAUGAUCAUACAUUGUCAUUAAAAAAUGACCAAAACUUGAAUAGAUAUUAUGUUGGGGAAAUUGUGGAGAUUGAUGUAGAAUCUGAUGAAGAUGAAUUGAAUUUUAAAUUGAAAAAAUUAAUAGAAUGA